AGCCUGGCUUAGGACUCAGGACACUGCAGUAGAAGUCGCAAGCCCUGUCUGCACACCACCACAGGAUGAUGUCCCGGACUCUGAGGCUGUUCCUGCUGGCUUUGGCCUGUACUGUGGACCUGAGCCAGGCCAGUGGCUUUACAGAAAAUGGCCUCUCCCUGCUGAGCUACCAGCUCUGCAGCUACCCGGUGACCCGAAGUGUCCAGAAGCUGCAGGCUGUGCAGACCUCUCACACAGCCUACGUGUACUGCGGAGGAUGGAUCCCCUGGAAAAAGUGCCCCAAGACUGUGUACCGGACCCAGUACCUGGCGAUGGAUGUCCCUGAGUCCAGGAAUGUGACUGACUGCUGUGCGGGCUUUGAGCAACUUGGCCUCUACUGCGUUCUGUCCCUGAACCGGUCCCGGGAGUUUGCAUCGAGGCCCGGGGUCUGCCCAACAGCUGAAGCAGAGCCACUUAGCCCUUCAUGCAGCUUGGAUACAGACUGCUCUGGACUUCAGAAGUGCUGUUCCUGGCCAGGGGGCCGUCACUGUGUGUCCCCCACUCCCACAGGUACAGAGAAGAGCAUGGUGAGCUGGUACAAUGUGACUGUGCUGGUGAAGAUGGGCUUUGAGGACCUGCAGCGAGAGGACCCUGGGCUCCGGAACCACACUCGCCUGCUCUACUCUUUGGUUACCAGUGCCUUGCAGCCUCUGAACCCAGCUGUACACUACCUGACCUCAACUGGUGGCAGGGACACAUUCACCACUGUGUCAUGGCUACUGGUGGGCUUUCCACGGCUCAUGACAGUAGCCAAUUUCUCCGUCAUGUUGGAUGGCAUGGUGAAUCGGGUCUAUGAGGUGGUCAGCAUCCAGGUGCAAGAUGUGAACGAGUGUCUUCACAGUGAGCUGCAAGCCUGCUCUGUAGGAGAGCAGUGCCGCAACCUGGAGGGCUCCUACCAAUGUGUGUCUUCCCAGCGGCUGAACCACACAGAUGAAGAUUGCCCUCCAAUCCGAGAUUUCAUGGCACUUAAUGUCACCAGCAGCAGUUUCCAUGUGUCCUGGAGUUUGAAUUCCACUCAGAACCACACUUUCCACGUUCAAGUGUACAAAGGCAAAGAGAUACUCAGAAGCGAUUGGAUAAGGGGCCACACUAUGGCUGUGUCUGAGUUGGAGGCUGGAGUACUUUACAGCGUGAGGACUAGCUACCUGGGGUGCCAGGCCAAUGUUUCUGCCACACUGGUUGUCAAGACAGAUGCCCAGGUUUUCCAAGUCACAAUACGGAUCAUGGACCGUAACCUGACAGAGCAGAUUCUUGACUGCAGCAGCGGGGAAUUCUGGAACUUUUCUCGACAGCUGUUUCAUGAGGUGGAAAACUCCUUCCCCCAAGCCAUCUCUGACCUGUACAGACAAGGGAGGCUGAGGAUGCAGAUCGUGUCUCUGCAGGCAGGGAGUCUAGUGGUGACGCUUAGACUCACCCUGCAAGAUCCUGACUUUUCAGUGGGUGUCCACACACUGAAGCCCAUGCUGCUCCCCCUGUCUGUGAGCAACGUGUUCCAGGUUGACCAGCAGAGGACAUUCGUGCAAGACUGGGAUGAGUGUGCACACAGCUCGGAGCAUGACUGCCACCCGAGCGCACGCUGCAUCAACCUGGAGGGCUCCUACACGUGCCAGUGCCUCACAGCCAGGGAUGCCAGCCCCUCCAGGGCUGGCAGGGUCUGCGAGGGUGACAUGGUGAUCCCCACAGGAGAUGGACUGUCUGUAACAACGAAGGUCACAGUCCCAGCUGUCAGUACGGGAAUAACAACCUUUGGCCCAGAGACCCUCACUGAGUCACUAAGUUCCAAGCACCCAAGGAGCACCCCAGCAAGAAGUCAAACCUGGACCUCAGUGCCCCCAUCAGUGAGAGAUGGGGGUAGCAUAGUCAGGCAGGAUAGGAAUAGCACAGGACAAGGUAUGGAGGCGCCCAACGUGACUCCAAACCUGGGCAUAACCCACAGAAAUACCAGUGGGGUGACAAGCUCUGUUCCCUGGGCUCCAGGACAGACCCAUGGAACCCAUCAGGGGACCACAGAUGCCCCACUGCACACCACUGGAGAGUCACAGGAAUUUAUCACCAAAGAUCCACCCUUCCUGACUGCUACAACCACGGGCUAUGUUGUGUGGCACUCCAGUCCCACUUGGAAGACACUUCCAAACUCCAUAAGACUACCAAAUGAAGACCCUCGAUCUUCCUCCUUCCCAGGCCCGCCAUCAGCCCCAACCGAUGUGACUCCAGAGUCCCCUGCCUGUGUUCCUGGACCCAUUGGAAAGGUCACGGUCUCUAACGUGACCAGUACCAGCUUCUCCCUCGAGUGGCCUGCAGACAUCCACCUCUCCCCUGCCUUCCACCUCACAUGGGUCUCUCCUCGGGGUCCUGCCAUGACUAUGGAGACCCAGAACAAUAAUGUGACAUUGUCGGGACUGGAAUGGGGAACCUUGUAUCUGGUGGAGAUUGUGGCUAAGGUGUGUGGGAAAGAAGGUGCCAGAACACAGCUGAAAGUGCGGACAGUGGCCCAGAAACUUGCCGGGAACGUCCAGAUCACGAGCAUGCAGUAUUCGGAAUCCUUCCGCAAUACCAGCAGCAGGGAGCACCGAGAGUUCGUAGAGUUGUUCUUCAGAACGGUGCGGGACUCUCUGCCAGCCACGCUGCGUCAGCACAUGGAUGCAGGCAGGAUCCGUGUGGACAUCACUAACAUCACAAAUGGCAGCAUCGUGGUGGAGUUUAAUUUGCUAAUGACAGCGGACCUUGAUGUCAGGGAGGUGUCUGCCGGCUUCCUCGAUGCCUUACAGAACACAUCGAUGCUGGAGGUGGUCAGAGGCAAAACUUUUAUGCAAGAUUACAACGAGUGUGACAUGAGAGAGGAUGACUGUGCCCCUGGGACAUGCAGGAACACCUUCGGGUCUUUUACAUGUAGCUGUGAUGGGGGAGGACCUGACUCACAGGUGGAAUAUUCUGGAAGGUCCUGUGAUGGUGACCCUUCUGGCAACACGACCCAGACCCCAGGCUCAGAGUGGUCUCCUACCCCAGCAGGAACUAGGGGUGUCCCUGUGCCAAUUGCCAGCUCCACAGCCCAGGACCUGCCCCUGCAGCUGAACCUGACGGAUGCCGUUAGCGUGUCCUGUGAGAUCGAGACGGUGCUCAUCACCGUCCAGAAGCGCUUUCUGCAGCAGGAGGCCAUACCUGAGGCCUCCCUGUACCUGGGAGAGCCAUCCUGCAACGUGAGCAGAAGCAACAGCACACACGUGUUUCUGGUGGCUGGCUGGGGCGAGUGUGGGACCAUCUUACAGAGUAAUGUGACCACCACAGUGGUGACGACCACACUGAGGAACGACCUGUCCCCAGAGGGUGUCAUCCACCACCUGCAAUUCCUCAGUCCUAUCCACUGUGCCUUCCAGAAUGACCUUCUGACCUCCUCGGGCUACACCCCACAGUGGGGGGUCUACACCGUCAUCGAAGACCUCCACGGUACUGGAAAUUUUGUCACAGAAAUGCAGUUGUACAUUGGCGAUUCUCCCAUACCUCAGAACUAUAGCGUGUCCGCCAGCGAUGAGAUCAAGAUUGAGGUGGGGCUUCACAGGCAGAAGAGCAGUCUGAAGGUCGUGCUGACUGAGUGCUGGGCCACCCCCUCCAGCAACGCCAAGGACCCCAUCACCUUUGGCUUCAUCAACAACAGCUGCCCUGUUCCCAACACCUACACCAGUGUGAUUCAGAAUGGCAACUCCAGCAAGGCCCAGUUCAAGCUGAGAAUCUUCUCCUUCAUCAACAACUCCAUCGUCUACCUGCACUGCAAGCUGAGAGUGUGCAUGGAGAACCCCAGGAACUCGUGCAGGAUAAGCUGCAAUGACUUCCGGUUGCUGAGAAGUAGUGAAGCCUUGCACCAGAUGACCUGGGGGCCCCUCCAUCGGACUGAAGGUGCACAGGCAUGUACAAAGCCAGUCCUGGGAACUGGUUACAUCAUUCUCCUAGCGGCAGCUGCACUUCUGGUAGUGGCAGGGGCCACAACCCUUCUGAUCUUGCGUUACCAGAGAGUAAGGCAGAAGUACAAUCUUCGGAUCCAGACCGACGACUUCAGCUACCAGGUGUUCUCUCAAUAGAAGACCCAACUGACCAGGAGAUGGAGCACCCUGUAAAUAACGCCCAGUGGCUAAUUCAUCGAACAUUGACGGGAGUCCAACUCUGUAUAGUGCCGUGCCAGCACUUGAGGAUGAGACCCUUCGAUGACAGCAAACCUCUGUCUGCCCCCAAGAUCCUGAAGACACAGAGUACCACCCAUCAGGCUGGUGAUGGGCCUGCCCUGGUGUGGGCAGAGCCCUAGAGUGGUCUUCAUCCUCAAACCCAGCACAAACAUGGCCCCACUUACCACAGCCUUCCAAGCUUUGACAUCCAAGCUGCUCCUGUGACUCCUGUUCUCUGACAAUGACAUCCUCACAGACAUUUCCCGUGAUGCUCGUUCACGAAUGGAUCCAUCCGAUAAACUCUCCAAGGGUGGCUUUCCAUGCACAAACACUAACUCAGCUCUCCUUAUCAGCAUGAGUCUCAUAGUUGCCUGGCAGUGACUCAGGACAACCUAGAUGAAACCGGAACGCUUUCUAACGAGUCGCAGUCAUAUGAUGUGUAUGUAACACUUCUUGCAUGUUUCCCAGCACAUCCAUGGACACUUUUCAUGUAAUUCCAUGAAGAUAAGGUGUGAUUUUUCCCCCCCACUCCAUCACAAGGAAUCAGGGAAGAGGUGGGGGAGGUGAGUACCAUGCUAACAGGUCCUCUACUUUGUUGAUUUGAAAGACCCGCAUUGGUUACAUAGUUAUCACCUGAGACAAUAGUGUUCUCCCUAGGGAAUAUAAAAGCAUAACAGGGUUGUAGCAUUUAAUUAAUGUGCUUGCUUAUGUUGAAUGUGACUGUCACUUACACAGAUCAUCUGGGGGAAACGAGUCUUUCGAUUUUUUGCAUAUUCUUGGGGGUAAGAAUGACAACCGGGAGUCUGUGUGGCUAGCCGCCUUUGAGCAAUAAAUUUUUCCUGGCACUGAA
Messenger RNA from Mus caroli (Ryukyu mouse), 5043 nucleotides. RefSeq names its product uromodulin like 1 (gene Umodl1). NCBI's taxonomy places the organism in Eukaryota, Metazoa, Chordata, Mammalia, Rodentia, Muridae. Gene Ontology annotation, molecular function: calcium ion binding; protein binding; peptidase inhibitor activity. The record is from RefSeq and is a predicted model, not a curated record. Gene Ontology annotation, cellular component: extracellular region.